AAAAGAAAGAACGAACAAAAAACCGCCCAACAACUGCUGCAUCACUGCGCUGCCUCCCGCGACCAAUAAUUUUCAUUGUUUCGCUGUUUUUAUUCGCGAAAUUGUCGCGAAUCGUCACCGAAUUACCGCGCGCGCGUAAUUCACCAGUUAGGUGGGUGAUUAGAAAGAAAGUCGUUCGUAUUUAGCUCCACCGUGAGAAGAAAAAGCCUUCCAAAAUUCCUCUGGACAACGACGCUGCCGCCGCCUCCUGCGACCCGACGACGAAAAAACGUCCCCACACUUCGAUGAUGGAAGCGUUGCAGAAGCUGCUCGGCCAGAUCAAAGUGCCCUGCGCCAACGAUAACGUGUACAAGGAGGAGUGCGUGUACAGCUUUGACAAUCCGGAAUCGGAGACGGGGUUGUACGUCAGUUUGAGCAGCUUCCUGGGGUUCGGGCAGGAGUAUGCGAAGGGGUACGCGGAAAAGAGCGGAAAUCGGGUGUUUUUGCACCUGAAGAGGGACAAGAUUGAGGUGGCGGAACCGCCGCAGGAGGGACCGGAGAAGAAGAUUACGCGGUUGGCGAUUGGGGUUGAGGGUGGGUUCAAUGCGGCGGAUCAGAAAAAGUACGAGUACAAGGAGCACUACAAGGUGGUGGUGCUGCCGGAGGGCGACUCGUUUCCGUACCCGAAUCAGGACUUGCCGUUGAUUGUGCAGAAUUCGGUGGAAUCGGUGUUGAACGCGGAGGCUGCGUCGGUUAAGCGGGAGCGUGAACAGCUGGCAGGGACUUGGGACGGAGAGGUGCGGCAGGUGUCGCAGCACGCGCAGAAUCUGCUGCAGUUGGAGAAUGGGAAGAAGAUUCCUCCGACGGGUUGGAAGUGCGAGCGGUGCGAGUUGACCAACAAUUUGUGGCUGAACUUGACCGACGGGUCGAUUUUGUGCGGACGGAAGUUUUAUGACGGUUCCGGUGGAAAUGACCACGCGUUGAACCACUACCAGGAGGUUCGAUAUCCGUUGGCGGUGAAGCUCGGAACGAUCACGAGCGACGGGAAGGGAGAUGUUUACAGCUAUCAGGAGGACGACAUGGUCGAAGAUCCGUACCUGGUAAAGCACCUGGCUCACUGGGGAAUCAACGUGGGUCAGCUGGAGAAGACGGAAAAGUCCAUGAUUGAGCUGGAGCUGGAUUUGAACCAGAAGAUUGGCGAGUGGGGCAUUUUGUGCGAAAGUGCCAGCAAUUUGAAGCCGAUCGCCGGUCCCGGACUGACCGGAAUGCGCAACCUGGGCAAUUCGUGCUACCUGAACAGUGUGAUGCAGGUCAUGUUUACGGUUCCGGACUUUGUGAAGCGAUUUGUCGACGGAGGAAAGGACUUUUUCGACGUUUAUCCGGCGGAUCCGGCCAAUGACUUCAACAUCCAGAUGGCCAAACUGGGCACGGGACUGUGCAGUGGCAAGUACAGCGUGCUGUCGGCGAACAGCAUGGACACGAUCGAUUCCAGCUCGGGAAUCGCUCCGACCAUGUUCAAAGCGCUGAUCGGCAAGGGACAUCCGGACUUUUCCACCAAGCACCAGCAGGACGCGCAGGAAUUCUUCCUGCAUUUGGUCAACACACUGCAGAAGCACUCCCGCAAUCAGACUGACCCGGCGGAUGCGCUCAAGUUUAGCAUCGAAGACCGCGUCGAGUGCUGCUCGAGUGGCAAGGUUAUGUACAAUCGCCGUGACGACUGGUGCCUGCCGCUGCAGAUUCCACUCAACCUGGCCACCAACAUUGCCGAGGUGAAAAAGUACGAAGAAGACCUGGCUCUCGCCGAAAAGGAAGGUCGCCGACUGGAUCCAGAAGCACUGGUACGCCCAAAAAUCCCGCUCAGCUCCUGUCUGGACACUUUUGCCCAGCCGGAAACCGUUGAACAGUUCUACAGCACGGCCAUCAACGCUAAAACCACUGCCAAGAAGACCACCAAACUGGCCACCAUGCCGGACUUUCUCAUGCUCCAUCUGAAAAAGUUCACCCUCAAAGAAGACUGGACCUCGGUCAAGCUGGACGUGGCCAUCGACAUUCCCGAAAUCCUCGACCUGGAAACCCUCCGCGGCACCGGCAAACAACCCCACGAGGAAGAACUCCCCGAACUGGUCGGCAAAGCCCCAACCCCUCCCCCGAUGGACCCCGCCGUCAUGGAGCAACUCAUGGCCAUGGGCUUCCCACCGGAGGCCUGCAAGCGGGCCAUCUUCUUCACCAAAAAUUCCGGCGCCGAAGCCGCAACCCAGUGGAUCAUGGAACACAUCGCCGACGCGGACUUUGCCACCCCGUUCGUCCCACCCGGCACGGACACUGGCAAGAACGCCGCCUCCGCCUUCGUCCCCGACCCGAUGGGGCUGGAAAUGCUGAUGGGAAUGGGAUUCACCGACGCGCAGGCCACCAAGGCGCUCAAGGAGACGCAGAACAACACGGAACGGGCCGUCGAUUGGAUCUUCUCGCAUCCGGACGAGCUGGACAGCAUUGCGUUUGGGGAGGCCGCCGGCGAGUCGGUGGAACCGGCUGUGGCGGCCACUUCCAGCGCCUCGCAGUAUCGUGAUGGACCCGGAAAGUACAAACUGGUGGCGUUCAUCUCGCACAUGGGCACCUCGUCCCAGGUUGGCCACUACGUGUGCCACAUCCUCAAGGACGGCCAGUGGGUGAUCUUCAACGACAACAAGGUGGCGAUCUCGCAGAAUCCACCCAAGGAGCUCGGCUAUCUGUAUCUGUACCAGCGGAUCUAAGCAGCCAACAAGAGCGAGGCAAGUCUCUCUUUUUUCUCUCCGCCCGCCCCUUUCUUCAAUUGGUUUUUCGACGAUUCGACGUCGUUCUUUCUUUGCAAGCAAAGAAGUAAAGCUAACUUAUUGUCAUCAUCAGUGAAAAACAAACAAACAAUAAAUAUUUUGCGCAUUACAAUGAUUAUA
Messenger RNA from Culex quinquefasciatus (southern house mosquito), 2909 nucleotides. RefSeq names its product ubiquitin carboxyl-terminal hydrolase 5 (gene Usp5). Bases 285 to 2729 code for a protein of 814 amino acids. Gene Ontology annotation, molecular function: zinc ion binding; protein binding; cysteine-type deubiquitinase activity. Lineage: Eukaryota; Metazoa; Arthropoda; Insecta; Diptera; Culicidae. Gene Ontology annotation, biological process: protein deubiquitination. The transcript has 3 exons. The record is from RefSeq and is a predicted model, not a curated record.